AUGGACGUGCCAAUCAACUACAGGGGCUUGCUAGGUGCAGGGGCCGAAAAGGAGGAUGGAGAGAUUGAAGAAGGGGAGUUUGUUCCGCAGCAAACAUUUGAGAUGGGGCAAGCCACCAAUUCAAGUGUUCAAGCUCCUGCUCGACUUGGAAGCAAGAGACGUCAACGAAAGAAGAAAGCAAAGCUGGUGGAACAAGGGAAGGGUACAAUGAGUGACUACUACGACGUGUAUGGACCUAACGCUCGAGCAGAGAUCGAACUGAAGCCUCCUGCGCGCUCAGAGCAGCUGAUACGACUUCAGGAUGUGUCUGGCUUGGUUACGUGGACGCUGGCGGACGGCAUCAUGCCUCCCUGGGUUUUCCUUAAGAACAAGCCUCUCGUGUCCAAGGUGGUCCUGCUGUAUGCCGCGGGCCUGGACCCCGUUCUGUUUUCCGCCAGGCCAGACCUCUUUCCCAACAUCCGGACCACGUUUGGCACACAUCGAGUUGCCGGGGGGCUCGAGCCCACAGCGGACGUGGUCAGUGCGGCCGGCGUGUUGCUGUCUCUGCCUGGGGUCAAAAAGCGCAAGCUGGGGGAUGCAGGGGAGAAGCCUCCGCCAGCUAGCACAGCGGUGAACGGGAAAGGGGCAGUUACAGCUGAACCGGCACUCCAGGUCGCAGAACCUCAGAAGAAGAGACAGAAAGUGGAGGGCAAAAGUGUAGUGAGUGGAGCAACAGAGGAGGGCGAGAUUACUGACAUGUUGGAGCAGGGCAGUGGGAAGAGAGGAACCACAGCAGAGCCACCAGAAGGGUCGUCACUAGCUGGCGCAGACCAACAAGAGAGCGGAGAAGUGGGGCCAGCUCCAGGGGAAGGCGUAGGGACGCCGGCAGCAGACGAACGGAAUGGCGUGGAGGGUUCUUCUGAGAAAGCAAGCACGUCUGAGGCAGCUGAUGUGAAAGCAGGGCAAGGAGCGGGGGCGAAGGCUGGUGCAGCUCGUGGGGCCCCCGUUUUUUCGAGGAGGAGGAACAGCGGUCCUCCUCCGUUCCCCCCCUCCUAUUACGUGCUGACAGAAACAGAGAUGCGGGACAACGAGUAUCCAACAGUCAUACCAGGGGAUCCACCGACUUGUCCGCCAGGUUUUGUACAGACGCGGCCUGCAGUAGACUUGGCAGGUACAAAGAAGCGGCAGCCCAUGGUGGCAGUGGACUGCGAAAUGUGCUACACGGAGGCGGGGCUGGAGCUGACGCGCGUGACGCUGGUGUCGGGCAAGGGCAAGGUGCUGCUGGACAAGCUGGUCAAGCCCACAAACCCCAUCCGCGACUACAACACCAAGUUCAGCGGUAUUACGGCCGAGAUGCUUCAAGACGUGACCACCACCUUGCAGGACAUCCAGGCAGAGCUGCUGGAGCUGGUGAGCGCGGAGACCAUUCUGGUGGGCCACUCCCUGCAGAGCGACCUGCAGGCCCUCAAGUUGAUACACGGCAACAACAUUGACACCGCGCUGGCGUUUCCACAUCCCCGUGGACCCCCCUACAAGCCCGCGCUGCGUGUGUUGGCAGAGCGCCACUUGCACCGCACAAUCCAGGGGGGCGACAAGGGCCACGACAGCGUGGAGGACGCGCGGGCGACCAUGGAGCUGGCGCAGCUCAAAAUACAGAACGGCCCUUCUUUCGGGGAGGCCCGGGCGAUCAUAGGAGAGAGCUUGAUCGAGCUGCUGGGCAGGAAGGGCAAGCGCUGCACGCUGGUUGACCGCAGGAGGCUGCUGCGCCGGUUUGCGGUGGGGACGUCCGGUGCGGUGAUUGCGGAGUCGGACGACGAGGUGGUGGCCAAGGUCCGCAAGGAGGCGCACACCCCCGCCACGCGCUUCCUCUGGGCGCGCCUCGCAGAGCUGACCACCCACCACGAAGAGAUGGCUCGGACACCCACCGCGGUGGCGGCCUCUAUCGCCGCCAUCUCGGCCCUGCUGACGUGCAGCCCGAGCGGGGCGGACGUGGCGGUCCCCCCGGUGUCAGCGGCGCUGGAGGCCGUGCUGCAGCGGCUGGAUGCGCGCGUGCAUGCCGUGUACCAGGGCCUCCCGCCAAACGCGCUGCUCAUCGUGGCCACAGGGCAUGGGGAUACGCCUGCCGUGCGCAAGCUCCUGGAACUGAAGUUCAAGGGAUUGCAGCAUGCGUCAACAGGGGCGCUUCCGUGGACACCGGAGCAAGAAAAGGUACUACUCGCCUGUCAAUAUAGAGCAAAACUAGGCCUAGUCUGUGCAAAAGUAAGACAAUGAUCAGUCUCGCAGAGGGCGGUCUGCCCCGUCUAUUGAUGCUCCAGGUUUAUUGGAAUCAACUAGUCAAUCAAAAAUUCCAACCCCUGUAUACAGUUGAGAAGAUUCAAUCUAAGCAGGGGGCACGACCAAAAGCCCGGGUUCGCCUUUUCUGCUUACGUUUUGUCACUCUCUGACUCACUGUCAAAUUGUAGGCUCGUGAACUUAGCCUGUCAAGCUGAUCAUACGGUAAAUCAGUUGGAUCCGUACAGCAAUUGGCAGCCGUGGCAAAGAGUCAA
Molecule: messenger RNA, 2525 nt
Organism: Klebsormidium nitens
Lineage: Eukaryota; Viridiplantae; Streptophyta; Klebsormidiophyceae; Klebsormidiales; Klebsormidiaceae
Source: the annotation of a GenBank genome assembly